CGUAGCACCGCUCCUAGCGAACGGCAGAACGAGAAAGAAAUAAAAUAGAAGAAAGACGGAGGCACGGAGCGAGCUUGCGACGAAGAAGGCGAGAAGCUGCGACCCUGCGACGAAGAGCGAACACCAAGACAUCAGCCGCGCCGCGUUCCUCUGUCCACGCCGCGCUUCCAUCCGUCCAGGGGGCUGCGUCGUCGGCCACUCGGCUGUCCUUCCUCUCUGGGUUCUGCCUCCAGCUCUGGCGCAGCCCAUCCCAUUGUAAUUUUCUGGAUCCGCCCCUGACAACACCAUAGAGAGGAAGCUUUAAUAUAUCUUUUCUUCAUGGAGGUUGGGUUGCGGGUACUUCUGUGUCCAAUUGGCUCUAACGUCGUUCUCCGAACAGCAUGUUGCUCAGUCGGUGUUAUCUUACCUGUUUAUUCUACAUUUAAAGCAAUUGAACAAAGGGAUCAAGAUCAACAACAAAAAUGGCUCAUGUACUGGGCAGCUUAUGGAUCUUUUAGUUUAGUCGAAUUGUUCACAGACAAACUUCUUCACUGGUUUCCACUAUACUAUCAUGUGAAGUUUGCGUUUCUUGUUUGGCUUCAACUUCCAUGUAUUGAUGGUGCAAAGAUGUUAUAUAUGAACCAUCUUCGUCCAUUCCUUUCAAAGCAUCAAGCUAGGCUUGACCAAAUAAUUUGUUUUUUAUAUGGUGAAAUGUCUAGGUUCGUCAGUCUCCAUCAAGAAGAAUUCCAGUUUGUGAAGACAAUGCUGAUGAAGAUAUGGGUGCCUAGUACCAAUUCCAUUCAGCCAGGACAAGGGCAAGCAAGUGGUGCGAUUGAAGCAGAGGCAAGUAGAGAGGAAAAUUCCGAAUCUGAUAAUGAUUAAGUAAUGAGUUUCUAAUUAAGAAUCAAUCAUAGCCAUAGGUGCAGUUUCUGGGUUGAGUGAAGACGCGUUUUCUGAAUGCCUUUCUAACAGUUUCUGGGUUGAGUGAAGACUUGCGUUUUCUGAAUGCCUUUCUAACAUCUCUUACUCCGCAUCUUUUUAGUUUGUCAAAAAUCUAGUUUUUUGGCCAUGUAAGCUUCCUUUCACUACAAUAAAGGAAGCAAUGUGAAUAUUUGAUUUUAUUCCUCUAGAAGUCUUAUGGAAAUGCUUGCAAAGUAGAUAGUUUGAGCACUUACCUUCGUUUUAGCUAUUUGGAUGUAAACCAGGACUCUAGUGUACACUAUUAAUGGAAUAAUGAGUGAUGUAUAAUUGCUAAUAGAUGACCACCCGAAC
This is a messenger RNA of Cuscuta epithymum, 1251 nucleotides long. NCBI's taxonomy places the organism in Eukaryota, Viridiplantae, Streptophyta, Magnoliopsida, Solanales, Convolvulaceae. The record is from the annotation of a GenBank genome assembly.